Messenger RNA from Lycium barbarum (goji berry), 666 nucleotides. RefSeq lists its product as uncharacterized. The record is from RefSeq and is a predicted model, not a curated record. NCBI's taxonomy places the organism in Eukaryota, Viridiplantae, Streptophyta, Magnoliopsida, Solanales, Solanaceae. Bases 1 to 666 code for a protein of 221 amino acids. The transcript has 3 exons.
AUGGAUGAUUGUGGCUUGGUGGAUGUUGGUUAUAGUGGUAACACUUUCACUUGGACUAAUGGAAGGAAAGCAGGUAGCUGGACAUGCAAAAUACUGGAUAGAGUCCUUUACAAUGAGGAAUGGAACAACAACAUGGGUGCUACACUGGUGAAAGACAAAGCUAGAAUAGGAUUUGAUCAUAAUGUUUCUAAACUUUUGGACUUUGCAGCCAUGUUUCUUACAGGUGGUACAAAGCUCUUGGGAGGAGGAAAUGCAAGGAAACUCCAUCUGAUCCUAGACAAGGAACAAAACAUAGAUAUUGCUGAUUCAGAGGAGAAUAGACGGGAACUCAAUAGAGUAAAUGCUGAUUACAUCAAGUGGACUGGAAUUCAGGAUAACGUCUUGCACCAAACGGCUAAUAUCCAUUGGGCUGAAGAGGGAGAUUAUUGCACCAAGUAUUUCUUCAGUUCUAUAAAUCCCAAGAGAAGGAAAACUACUCUUCAUAGAAUUAAAAACACUGAAGGAACCUGGACUGAAGGCAAUGAAGCUAUUAGGGAAGCUGUUAUACAACAUUUUCAAAAGCUAUAUACAGACUCUAAUCAAAUGCCAGACUUUGGAGUACUGUAUCACAUUGACAAGCUCAUUACUGAGGAGGACAAUGUAAAAUUGGACGCCUACCCAAAAUAA